CCGUCUACUCUCUGCCCCAACAAACGGCUGCACCCGCUUGUUUUUUGCUUCUCUCCAUUGCAGCCUCCUCGACCCCGCUAUUGACGGGCUUUGUAAUACAUCUCCCGCGUCCAGACACUAAACAUGGCGGCGAUACAGAAUUUUAAGAACUUCCUGCGCCAUGGCAAGCAGGCCCGCCAGAACGCGGAGCCCACGACCAAUGUCUCCAAUGUCCACGCCCAGUCGCAACAUCAACGGUACAACCAGCACCCCGACCCCGUACAUCAUGGCAUCUCGGAGCCGGUAUUGGACCACAAGCCGCUGCAGAACCACGCUGCCCCCCAUGGCGACUACUCCGUCGGCGCUGGCGCUGGCGACAACCGCAACAUUGCCGCCCAAGCAGGCGACGCAGCAGCGCACGCCGCCGGUAGGGACCACAAGAAGCAGGCCGCUGCCAAGAACGCAGGUGUCGACCCCCAGGUACUCGAGCGCAUCGUCGCAGAGGAGCGCGAGGCCAAGGGCAAGCUGCCUAGAUAUCCCGGCCUCGAGCGAUGGACCCUCCUCGAGAAGAUGGGCGACGGCGCCUUCAGCAACGUUUACCGCGCUCGAGACACGACCGGCCAAUGGGACGAGGUUGCCAUCAAGGUCGUCCGCAAGUUCGAGAUGAACUCACAGCAGGACAAGCAUGUGCAUCCGGACUUCAAGACGCCAAAAGCAGCCGAGAGAGCGAACAUCCUCAAGGAAGUACAGAUUAUGCGCCAGCUCGACCAUCCCAACAUUGUCAAGCUCAUCGACUUCUCCGAGUCGCGGCAGUACUACUACAUUGUGCUUGAGCUGUGCCCCGGAGGCGAGCUGUUCCACCAAAUCGUCCGUCUGACGUACUUUUCCGAGGACCUAUCCCGCCACACCAUCAUCCAGGUGGCCAAGGCACUGCAAUAUCUGCACGAGGAGGCAGGUGUUGUCCACCGAGACAUCAAACCCGAGAACCUUCUCUUCUACCCCACACCAUUCAUCCCUACCCGCAACCCAAAGCCACGGGGACCAGAUGAUGAAGACAAGGCCGACGAGGGCGAGUUCGUCAAGGGCAAGGGCGCCGGUGGUAUUGGCCUUAUCAAGAUUGCCGAUUUCGGUCUGAGCAAGGUCAUCUGGGAUACGCAGACUAUGACACCGUGUGGUACCGUCGGUUACACCGCCCCUGAGAUCGUCAAAGAUGAGCGCUACUCCAAGUCCGUCGACAUGUGGGCGCUGGGAUGUGUGCUCUACACGCUGCUCUGCGGUUUCCCUCCGUUCUACGACGAGUCUAUCCAGACUCUCACGGAGAAGGUCGCACGCGGCCAGUACACUUUCCUGUCGCCCUGGUGGGACGACAUCUCCAAGUCUGCACAGGAUCUCGUCUCCCAUCUGCUAACCGUCGACCCCGAGAAGCGCUACGACAUUAACCAGUUCCUCAACCACCCAUGGAUACGUGAAGCAGACGAGCCCACAUACUCCGCCUACGACGCCCCACCGCUCGCCACACCCGCCGCUAAGAAGGAGCGCCUUCAGCCAGAUUUCUCCCACCUCGAGUCGCCGGGUGCUCGCCGCAUGGACUUCCGUUCGCCUGGAGCGGUCAACUUGCGAGAAGUGUUCGAUGUCAGUUACGCUGUGCACCGACAAGAAGAAGAGGGCAAGCGGAAGAAGCAGUUCAAGCAGGGCUACCGCGGCGCGAACGCUAUGAACUCGCUCAACGCUCUUGAUGAGGGUGAGGAUGACGACGAGUACGCUGCCGAGUCCGCACCAUACGAUCCAGCGUCGCAACAUCCCCCCGCAAAGCUUCCCAAGUCUCAAGGUGCCGAUGUAUCCGGCAUGGAGCAGAAGAUGCGCAACACCACACUGUCCGCCGCCGCCCAAGCUCGCCAGCAACAGCAAGCACAACCGAGACAGCAAGAACGUGGCUACGGCCAACACUCCCCAGCUGUUGCGGCUGCGGCUAAGCGCCAAGUCAGGAACAAGGGUGCGUUUGAGCUCAACAUGGACAGCUCGACAUUACUCGGCCGCCGCAACAAGAAGGGUCCCGAGCCCAGCGGCCUGAGGAACAACAUCUCCGUCCAAUGACAAUCCUCGCUUGCGAAAGAUUGGUGAGAUGUGGAUGAGAACUGUGUCAUGAUGGCGUUUCUGCGUUUCCUUAAUCACUC
Molecule: messenger RNA, 2153 nt
Organism: Alternaria rosae
Lineage: Eukaryota; Fungi; Ascomycota; Dothideomycetes; Pleosporales; Pleosporaceae
Product: kinase-like domain-containing protein
Exons: 4
Coding region: 124-2073 (649 amino acids)
Biological process (GO): protein phosphorylation; mitotic DNA damage checkpoint signaling
Cellular component (GO): nucleus
Molecular function (GO): ATP binding; protein serine/threonine kinase activity
Source: RefSeq, a predicted model, not a curated record